AUGUUACUUAUUGAUGAAACAGAGGUAGUAUGUAGAAUUUAAGAGAUUAAGAGAAGAAAACUUCGCCACACAGUAAAUCUUCUACUAAAAUAUCAAUAUCUCUUCUUUUUAUCAAGAAUUUAUCCUUAUGCUUUAAUUCAUUCUCUUGCUAUUGUUUAUGAGACCGAUUUUUGCAAAUUGAUAGUCAUGUAUGAGGGUGUUUGUUUGUUUGUUCUUUCUUGUUGGAGUUUUUCUUGA
Messenger RNA from Tetrahymena thermophila SB210, 237 nucleotides. Its product is annotated as transmembrane protein, putative. The transcript has 2 exons. The record is from RefSeq and is a predicted model, not a curated record. NCBI's taxonomy places the organism in Eukaryota, Ciliophora, Oligohymenophorea, Hymenostomatida, Tetrahymenidae.